AGAGGGGGGUGAGAGACAGACAGAGAGAGCAGGACUCAAAAUUAGGAUAUGAGAGAGAGAGAGAGAGAACUUGGAGAGAAAACACUCCGCUGUGUGGAGCCCGCUGGGUCUCGACAUACAAUAAAUUAUCAAUAAUCAGGAUCUGGUGCAGCUUUGAACGUCAACACCAAACUAAAAUGUGCCCACCGUUCCCACAAAACGCUGUUAUUCCACUUCAGCCACAGGAGCAUGCGAACAUCUAAAAUCAGUGCGUAUAUAAGGAUGACAGUGUCAGGCAGAUGCGGCACAUGUACAGUUUGAACGCUUGCGAGCACGUGUCUGAAUGCACGCAUGUAUUCAUACACACACACAUGUCAGUGUGAAGACACACACAAAAUGUUCCUGUCAAAUGUGACAGCACCAAUAGAAGAAAACUUUUCCGCCACAUGGUGGUCCUCUGACGUCACUGCAACGCGAGGCCUUCCUCCCUGCACACACAACCCAGUCACAGCAGCAAAACGCAGUAUGCAGUAUGUGUGGCAAUCUGCAGGCCUGCAGUUGCCAUGGCAACGUAGACACGCAGCACAGGCUUUGACAGCACUGUGUAUUAUUAGUCGGCGUGUUGACACUUUUCCAUUUUCUUCCAUUCUCUGUGAGUCACCUUCUUCUCAUCCCAGAGAAGAAGGUGACUACUGUGUUGUGUAAUGCUGCCAGGUGAACACUAGGGGAUGUGAUCAGAAAAGGAAGAGCGCUUGUGCUAUUAUUACAUGUACUGGAUACAUUUAUCAUUAAAGACGCACAGUUAAAAGUAAGUUUCUCUUUUUUUUAGACGAUCAAAGCUUAACUAUCGUCUGCAUCUUUUGUACAAAUAGAUAGUAUCAACAGAGCUAAAACACCAAAAGUAACACCAGGAAAUACUUAAUUGUUUUCACUGACUUAUAGCAGAAGUACAAUAGUGUGUUGUCUAUUAUAUGUUUUAAGGUUGUUGGUUUUUUUUAACUCAUGGGCUAUUCUGCCAUCUACUGGCCCAAGUGUGUUACAGUCACCUUUGGAUCUGACAGUAGACAACUGAUUUCUGUGGGCUGACACUUUUUGAAGACAUUUGUGGCCACACUGGAAUAACUGACGAUAUCUUUUAUAUUUCAUUAGUGGAUGACAAUCGAACUGAGAGUUGCAACCCAGUGUAGCAGCAGUUUGUGAUUCGUUGUUUCAGAUCUAAAAUUCUUCCUCCUCUCCUCUGAUGACUUAAGAAGGAGCUCACGUGUAAAAAAAAAAAAAAAAAAAGUUUACCAGACAGAAUCAACAUUGGUAUGUAAUGUAACAGUUACACUGUUGUCAAAGGUCAGUGGCUGCAUGAGCCUGCACCUUUUGAGUGUGCAGAAAAUCUCUAUGCUCUGUUGUGUUGUUGUUUUUAAUUUACAUUUUUUUUAAUGAAUUAUUGGGAGUAAUAGGCUUUACUCAUGGAUGACAUUUGGUUACGUCACAGUGAGAUGAGCACAGAUGGACAAGUCGGUCACCAGCACAUCACAGAUUCAUAAGUAAAUCACAGAAUUAAUGACGGUUGAAUUUCAUGCAACUGCUUCAGUUUCAGGGUCCUGGUGCUGAACACGCUGAGUCACUGUUCCACAGUGCACUGGGACACCGAUGUUAUCACUAUCCUACUCUGACAUUUCAUGGAGGGAUAUUUGUGUUUAUGUAAAUCAGUAUGAGAUAAAUUCACACAUUCUUUUUCAGAGCUUAUUCCAUUAGAUUGUGUUGAGUCACAAUGUGGAAGGUAAUUUGCUUUUAUUGAAAAGUAGUAGUAGACUUCAUUCAGCACUGGUGAACGCAUGCAAACAGACAUAAAUUGUAUUAAAUUCAUUAAAAGUAAUCACCACUGUCAAUAUUAGACCACCAUAAUUUUUUUUAAAAUGCAGUCAGAUUCGGUCUUUCCUGUGACUGCUGUACAACUGAGGCAAAACAACUUCAGAUCUCAGUUAAUAGCCAAACAAGUCAGUCUUAGUAACAAUUAGCAGCAACUGUCAGUUUUAAUGAAUGUCUAUAUUUUAUUUGUGGUAAAAUGUGUAAACAUUUAGACCCACAUACAUUGUGAAAGAAAAGAGAAAAAUCUGUAAUUUAUAAUUAUUAUAUUAGCACAGAGGGACGGUUGUCACAAAUAGACCCAGAUAAAGACACUCACUGCACACUGGAUAUCAAAACAUAUAAGAUAUUCCUGCUUUGAAUAUUAACUUGGCUCUGUUUUGACACAAAAAGUCAAUAUUGGACGACACUGACCUCCAGACUAGUUGUGAAUUCUGGUGAUAGGUUUACACUUUAAACUCACAUUUAAGGUGAAAUUAAAGAAAAUUUCCCCACAAGUGUAAAGCCACGUGUCAGAGAAAAAAAAAGAAGUAAAGAACAUCACCAACACCUAAAUGUUCAAAUGACGUAACAAUAAAAAUAGGACAUUUAUUUUUGAGUGGAGGUGAACUCAACACAAACAGCCUGAAGACUGCACAACCAAUCAAAUUUAAACUUCUGACCUAUUUAAAAAAAAAUAUAUAUAUAUAUUUUAGCUUCUUCCUCCACAAGGUGGCGCCAUCGUCUCAACAAUGUCUCCAAGAAUAUGCAAACGCCACAUAGGAGCAGAUAGUUUGCAGAAAGUCAUAUGAGAGAACUCCAGCUGUGGAUUAGUUCAUCAGGACGUGACGCUUCAUCCACAGUGUAACGCUCCACACUGGCCACAUGGUGGCAGUCUCACCUUCACUGAUACGUCUCAUGCUUGGCUGUUUGCAGUCAGAAGGGGUUACCUCAGUGGUGGAUUCACAGUGACAUCUCAAUUUCACUUUUUAUCCUCGUUGGCAUCGGGGCCAAUGCUGACUCUGCUCGUGUCCAAGGGGAAUGGCGGGGAGGAGGUACAUCCUGUAGACAGGUGAGUACAGGCCUGUGUGCUUUAACCAACCUUCCCGUCUGACGCUGCUAUACGGUCCACGCCAAAACUCACGUUUGUCUGUCUGUGCUACUCGUGAACUGUGCCAAACCUCUACUCUCAAAGGCACUUUAUUUGAAUGAAUGGGUUGUGAUAUAUGACAGUGGACAAGUUGGGCUGCGUGUCCGUUUUUGCGUCGCACUUAUCACGUUAUACGCUGGAAAUCGGGACGGGACCAGACCUACAUGCGCGCUUCCCCGAGUUAAUUAAGACGCCCCCCUGAUUGGCCAGGCACAUAAUCCCGGCGGGGCCCCGCGCUCCUACUAACUUGCGAGCAGGGGCAGAGCAAGGCUCACAAUCUGCCCAAGGCGAGGGAGGGCGAGGAAGAGGAGAGCGACUUGUACACGAGAGGGACACACACGCGCGCGCACACACACACACACACACACACGCGCGCGCGCACACGAGCGCUCCGGUCUCAUCGCCGAGCCCCGUGCAGAUGAAGUGUCGCUGAACGUGGGCUACAGAUGCGCGCAACAAGGGGCGAGCGCAGUGCACAGAGGAGGUGAACGAACGCGCGUCCGGGCUCGGCUUCACAUCCACAGCCUCCUUCUCCUUGAAGAGUCGCUGCGCUGACAGGGGAGAGGAGUGAGUGAGCGAGGGGCAGGGAGAGGAACUCCUAGAAAACACCCGGCUCCCGGAGAGAAACGACGUGAGUACAACCCGCCGCCUUCGAAACAAAAGCUAGAGGACAGAGGGGGCGCCGCGGAAGAGUAGACUUUUUUUCUUUUCUUCUUCUUCUUCUUCUUCUUCUCCUGGUCCGAAUCCGCUGUUGGUCGAGAAGAGCAAUGAAUGCCAGCGACGAGAACCUGCUCAAGUCCAUCAGCAACGACGCGCUCCUCGACCUGACGCAGCGCUACGGCCAGGGCGCCUUCGGGUUCGGCCCCGGCCACGUCGCCGGAGGUCCCGCGCGGUUCCCGCUCACGCCGGCCAACGACUUCCUGUCCGGGCAGACGGCGAAGUCGAACGAGAGCGGCGGGGAGCACACGAGCGACGACGAGGACGGCUUCGACUCGCUCGACUCCCGCAAGAGGGGCCCGCCGUUCGGGGACGACAAGCCCGGGGGCCCCCUCACCAAGAAGUCCAAGGAGCAGCGGUCGCUGCGGCUCAGCAUCAACGCGCGGGAGAGGAGGAGGAUGCACGACCUGAACGACGCGCUGGACGGCCUGCGCGCCGUCAUCCCCUACGCCCACAGCCCCUCGGUGAGAAAACUCUCCAAAAUCGCCACCCUCCUCCUGGCCAAGAACUACAUCCUCAUGCAGGCGCAGGCCCUGGAGGAGAUGAGGCGGCUGGUGGCGUACCUCAACCAGGGACAGACCAUAACUUCCCCGGUGCCCGCCGCCCUGGCCCCGUUCGGACAGGCGGCCGUCUACCCGUUCUCGGGCUCUGCUGUCGCCACCUGUGCCGAGAAGUGCACCACUUACUCCGGCACGCCGUCGAGUCUCUUCAAACACUGCAACGACAAGCCUUGAUUCGGUGUUAACUCCCUUUUUCUUGAACUUUUACCUGUCUACAUGCACCCGUGUCGCCCCCUCCCCUCCCCCCAUUCGAGUCAUUUUCAAAUCUUUUUUUUGUGGAAAAAAAAACCAACUAAAAAACAAUCUUAGUCGAAUGCAUAUAAUCUUAAAGUAUGGUUAAGUAAUUAUACUGCAAUGUUUCAUCCCGGUUUAAUUGUUUAGGGCCUUCUUACAGGAUGAAGUAACAAAAAAAAAGAAGGAAAGAAAAAAAACCCUGUCACUUUCUCUCACGCUGCACUUCGCCAUGACUGCAGGCCAUGUCCAGUUUAUAAGGUUGGGUCAAAUUUCAGAAAUGUUCAGUCAUCAGCUCUUAUUUGUAAUCUAUGCAAGAUUCAAUAACAAGUAUUAUGAGAAAAGUAGAAAUGCCGAGAGAUGCGCUCUGAUCUCGACAUUUACAUUUAAUUAAGCAUUUAUGAAAGAACUUCCCUCGACUGACUGUGCUGAUGUUAAAUGGGGGAAAACAUGUAUUAUUGGCUGAUAUUUUUUUCUGAAACGACGUGUUCACAAGGUUUUUUAAAAAUGAUUUUAUUUAUUUUAAGUUAUUGCACAUUUCACAUGAUUGUAUUGUACAACUGUGGGAAAAAAAAUCACUUUGCUCCAAGCCCGGCUUCACUAUAAUGGUUCGACAACAUGUACACGGAAAGAAGCGUUUUUGGUUGUGUUGCAACAUGGAUUUCAUAUAUUGUUUAUAUGUCUUUAUAAUUAAAACACAUAUCUAUG
Messenger RNA from Scophthalmus maximus (turbot), 5184 nucleotides. It is a transcript of the gene bhlhe23, whose product is annotated as basic helix-loop-helix family, member e23. The transcript has 3 exons. Lineage: Eukaryota; Metazoa; Chordata; Actinopteri; Pleuronectiformes; Scophthalmidae. The record is from RefSeq and is a predicted model, not a curated record. The coding region runs from base 3736 to 4419 and encodes 227 amino acids. Gene Ontology annotation, molecular function: protein dimerization activity.